This is a messenger RNA of Punica granatum (pomegranate), 2085 nucleotides long. The record is from RefSeq and is a predicted model, not a curated record. NCBI's taxonomy places the organism in Eukaryota, Viridiplantae, Streptophyta, Magnoliopsida, Myrtales, Lythraceae.
UCAGAUUGAUUUUGAUUUGCUCAGCUUCUUCACAUACGAUCGAUAUUUGACAUAAUAAGCUUCGUCUCCCCAUUUGAAUUGUGUAAGCGAAGGAGGAGCAGUUUCCUCCCGCUCUCUCCUUUCCCAUUCCUUCGUCGUCUCCGCCUCCAACUUUGUGCUUGCAAUUAAUCAAGCGCGUACGGCUGGCGCGAUUCCAUAGCAUCAGCAACCAUUCAAAUUGCAGACGGGAAUAUAAAGAUUCUUCUUCGCCUCAUUGGUUCCCUUGAAAAAGCGUCCCCCCCACCCCUUCCUCUUUUCGUAUCUGCUCAGCUGAUUCUCUUUAGGUUGGGAAAUUGUCAUGGGAGACAAGUCGGAAGGCAUUUGUCGGGACUUCUACGUACCCGAUUACUUACUCGUUCCUGGAUCUAAGCCCAGGAGGAUUACCCAUGUACCGGCAUGUCCAGUCAUAGUGUUCAUCAACUCCAAGAGUGGUGGCCAGCUCGGAGGCCAGCUUCUCCUAACGUAUCGCUCUCUUCUCAACAAAAAUCAGGUAUUCGAUUUGGGUGAAAGUGCUCCUGAUAAGGUGUUACACCAGCUUUAUGUUACUUUAGAAGUGCUGAAGAGUAACGGAGAUGACUUUGCCCAUGAAGUUCAGAAGAAAUUAAGAAUAAUUGUUGCUGGAGGGGAUGGCACAGCAAGCUGGCUUCUCGGAGUGAUUUCUGAUCUCAAGCUACCUAGACCGCCUCCAGUCGCCACGGUGCCACUUGGAACUGGCAAUAACCUCCCAUUUUCAUUUGGCUGGGGGAAGAAGAAUCCUGGGACCGAUAAGCAAGCUGUACAAUUAUUCUUGAACCAAGUGAAGGCCGCAAAGGAAAUGAAAAUUGACAGCUGGCAUUUGGUCAUGAGAGUGAAAGCUCCGAAAGAAGGUUCAUGUGAUCCAAUUGCACCUCUUGAGCUACCCCAUUCCUUGCAUGCAUUUCAUCGUGUCUCCAAAUCUGAUAGACUGAACAUGGAAGGUUACGACACCUUUCGAGGAGGAUUUUGGAAUUACUUUAGCAUGGGUAUGGAUGCCCAAGUGUCCUAUGCAUUUCACUCAGAGCGGAAGCUGCAUCCGGAGAGGUUCAAAAACCAGCUGUCUAAUCAGAGCACUUACUUGAAGCUUGGAUGCACUCAGGGAUGGUUCUGCGCUUCUCUUUUUCAUCCUUCUUCACGGAACAUAGCACAGCUGGCAAAGAUCAAAAUUAUGAGAAGACAUGGCAAGUGGGAGGACCUUCUCGUUCCUCGCAGCAUCAGGUCCAUUGUUUGCCUCAAUUUGCCUAGCUUUUCUGGUGGACUCAAUCCUUGGGGAAAGCCCAACCCGAACAAAAGACGUCAAAGAGACUUGACUCCUCCAUACGUUGAUGAUGGCCUUAUCGAGAUUGUUGGCUUUAGGAAUGCUUGGCAUGGUCUUGUUUUGCUGAGUCCGAAUGGUCACGGUACUCGGCUGGCCCAGACAAAUAGAGUCCGCUUCGAGUUUCACAAGGGUGCAGCGGAUCACACGUUCAUGAGAAUUGAUGGGGAGCCAUGGAAGCAGCCCCUACCAGUUGAUGACGAUACUGUCACGGUAGAGAUUUCCCACUCAGGCCAAGUCACGAUGCUUGCCACCCCAUCAUGCCAAUCAAGGAGUGUAAAUGACCCAUCCUCUCCAGUCAGCUACUCCAAUGACAAUGAUAACAGCAGUGGAGAGGAGGAAUUCAUAGAUGACUGGGAGGAGAAGAGAAAGUUUGGUGCUGCCGAUACUUUUAAGAUACCGGAUGGGGUUGAUAUCUCAUACUUCAGCUAGAGCUCCAGCGGUCACUAAAUUGUUCCAUGGCUUUUUUUUUUUACUUCAACAGUCUGGUUUUUCGUCUCGCAUGCUCUUGCAGAUUGGUUAGCACCAGAGGAUUUUGUGUCGGAGGUUCUCGGGAGUCCCGGGACCUUUACUUGACUGCAUCCCGACUAGCCGAACUAACUGCUAGCACCCUUUGUCGUGAGCGUGCGUGUGUGUAUAGUCUAUAGCGGAAAUCAGACAUGGACGGAAAAUUCUCUUAUUUAAACUCAGUGCGAUUGCUUUGUUCAGUUUGUGCC